Molecule: messenger RNA, 1325 nt
Organism: Annulohypoxylon maeteangense
Lineage: Eukaryota; Fungi; Ascomycota; Sordariomycetes; Xylariales; Hypoxylaceae
Exons: 2
Coding region: 220-1089 (289 amino acids)
Source: RefSeq, a predicted model, not a curated record
AAUGUCUAUCAUGCCUCACAGGAAUUUAUGCCUCAAUACAUGUACAGUGACUACCUACCUACAUGUUCAUGAUGGAGAAUAGAAUAAAGUCAGGACUCAUGCUGCUUUUCAAAAGAAUAUUUAAAGAGGCUGUUCCUCCAGGUUCAAACUCUCAUCCCCAACAUCACAAUUGCAACAUCUCACCACUAAAAAAGAAUAAUACAGUUAUACGAACACAAAAUGUCGGUGCCAGCUUCGAACCAGUACUGCGUGAAGGAGGUGUUACUUAACCGGUUAGAAGAUCCACACCUAACGGAUAUUGCCUCUUGGAUCUCAAGCAACACCGGAUUCAACCCUCAUGAUCAGAUCCGCAGAUCAUUGCUUCCCGGCUCUAUGCCGUAUACACCGUUUAUUCCGGGCCAAACGACGGAAUUUGAUAUCGAGAGUGUUAAGCAAGUGAUAAUGAAGGAAAAGGAGGAUAGGAGAGUCCACCUCCUGGUAGUGACUGAGCGGGAUAACUCUAAUGUAUACGGCUUCGCCUGGCUAAGCAUAUGGAAUAAUCGCCUACUCGGCGAACCUGCUAAUGAGGAGUUCAUGGACCCAAGCCGAGACCAUAACGACUACAUAAACACGAUUCUCCGCCACGAGACCCCGUACGCAACCCAUCGUCGCCAGGGGUAUUAUAUCGAGACGGCGAAAGCGUUAAGGAACAGGCGGUUCGGCCAAUACCCAGGCAACGUCAUCCAGCUGCGGGACGUAAUCCUAUCAGCAAAGCAGCCAAACGCGGACGUCCUAAGGCUCCUAAUUAAGAGCUCUAUCGAGGUAGCUCAUACCCUAAGGGCGCCCCUAAUCACGACACUGCCUAGGCUAUACCUAGAAAUCAACCACGAGCUAGACAAACAAGGGGUUCGCGUGGUUGACACGGAGAAAUAUCCGUUCUUGUCUCUUACCAGUCAUGGGAUGAGGCUGGCGGAGACGCGCUUCCCUCACGAGGACUUGAAGGAGCUGGCGAUGUUCCUUAGACAGGUCCCCGUCGAUGUCAUGCUGAGGGUCUACGACAAGGGAGCUUCGCCGGAGGCGAAGGUUCAGUUGGCUCAGUUGGGCCUUUGAAUACCUCCACUACUCAGCACCUACCUAUACUAUAAAAACACUGGGUAGAAUUGAAGCGAUCUCGGGAGGCAGACUUGAUUUCGUUGAUUAUCAUCAGCGGAUUUUGUACUAUAUAUGAAGCACCUCAGUUAUGGAACUAAGGGUCGAAUGGGACCUUCAACAUUGAAUAGGUAUAUUAUAGGUGCGGCGUUGUUAGAUACCUACUGUCAUCUUAAUUACAGGCACUUGGUAAUAAC